CCAGGGACUAGCCAGUACUUCCGUAUCGGACCGGACCUUCCAGUAUCGACACGUAUACUGUAUAACCCCUCCUGCACGAUGAAUGUCCAACAGUCCCGAGAGGGGCAUUUCAAUCCCGCAUCGCCUCAUUCUUCAAGCGGCGCUGCUGACUCCUUCAAUGGCACCCCUGACACUCGAUUGUCGGCCUUUUCUCCGGAGGAUGGAUCUGCUAGAUCUACAAAGACGUUAGGGUCCCUCGGCUCCGGCGCCCGAGAGGCUGGUCCAAUCAAGUACCCAGCCAAUUCUCAACAACCUCUAGAAAGGUCGAAUUCGUUCUACCAUGGGAACCCCCAUCUUGAUAAGGACCCCUUCAUCACUUCGUCUUCUUCAAGUCUUAAGACCACCCAGAAGCUCUCGCCAACGGCAUCUACAUUCUUUCCUUUACCUUCGAAUACGCUCAUCCGCGGUUCGGCGUCUGAGCCUAAGAGGGUAUGCGAUGACUUUUCGGAGGAUCUGCUUCUGGGCUACGGCGGUCGAGCCUCUGGACAAUCUUCGCCGGGUGGUUUGACGUACCGCAUGUUCGUCCACGAUAAGCCAAGCACGGAUGCUGGAAUCUCAAGAUGCCUAGUCAUCUCGACGGUCCACGGCAAAGUGUCUCGUGCCGACAUCGAACUCUACCUAAAUGAGCUCCAGCAGGCGGGCUUUCCAUUCAAGGGAAGCAAAGAGAUAUACGAGUGCGGCGAGCAAAUGUUCAUUCAUUUUUCCAACAUACGCGACGCCUGCACCGUCUCCUCGAAUCUCGCUAUGGGGGGCCGUGACUGGAUAGUGCGUUCGGUUACUCCUCGAGAAUUUUCGCAGGUUGUGGAACCCGGGGUUGGUCUUGUUACCGCCCAUGAGGGCCAGCUAUAUCUCAGUGUGUUUGCGCACGCGGCAAAUGCCAUCACCGACCCCCAGCAGCUUGAGGCCUUCCUGAAGGAUAUCCUGCAAUCUGAAGGAGACUUAUUUGCCCUUCAGACACGAGAAGGGGUACAGGGAAGUCUAAUGAGCGCUGUCGUCGAAUAUUGUGACAACGAGAUGUCCCUGCGUGCUGUCUCUAGGUUCAAUGGCGUUGUCGUUAAUGGCCUUCAAAUGUGCAUCGUCAUAUACCGACCUGAUAUUCAGCCGAUGCUAAACGCGGCACCAGGCGCAGUGACUGGUCCAGCUCGACCUAUGGCUAGUGAAUCGGACUUAGUUGGUGGCUUCCAGCGGAUGUCUCUGUCAAGACCUCAGUCAGUCGUAUCGUCGACGAGCAAUUCUCUACUACACACACAAGUUCGGUCGCCCGUCUCCGCCGAUGGCUUCCAGCUUCAACCAUCUUACGGAAUGAUGCCUGUUUUAUACCAUGGCCUACCUGUUAGUUCCUCCUAUGUAUUCGAUCAACUCCCCUCCAGAAGCAAUAGUACCGUGGCAUCUGCCGGCAACUAUUCUUUGGCGAGUCCCAUGGCGUCGCAGCAGGGCCCAUACCUACCUACAGAUCUCGUGACACCGCGACAGUUCCAACAGUGCGGCCGCCCAGACGGUCGCCGGCAAAAUGCCAUGCGGGUUGCUAGGUCGCCUUACUACAAUGCCGCCAAUCAUCACAAUCACGUCGACGUUGGCCGCAUUCGGGAAGGGAUUGACGUGCGCACAACAAUUAUGCUACGCAACAUACCUAAUAAGGUAGACCAAACGCUUCUGAAGCGAAUUGUUGACGAAUCUAGCUGGGGCAAAUACGACUUCAUGUAUCUGCGCAUCGAUUUCGCAAAUGAUUGCAACGUCGGUUAUGCGUUCAUCAACUUUGUCGACCCGUUGGACAUUAUCGACUUCGUGAACGCCAGGGGUAAUCAACGCUGGAACUGCUUUAAGAGCGAUAAAGUGGCUGAGAUUUCGUACGCGACCAUCCAAGGCAAAGAUUGUCUGGUACAGAAAUUCCGGAACAGCUCGGUGAUGCUUGAGGCCCCCCAUUAUCGCCCUAAGCUCUUUUACACCCUGAAUGGGCCCCGUCCCGACAUGGCUGGCCAGGAAGAGCCCUUCCCGGAGCCUGACAAUCAGUCAAAGAUGAAGAGAAGCUGCGAGAAUGCAGAGCAUGUCGGCCUUUUCACUCCACAUGCAGGCCAGCAUUUCCGUGACGAGCAACGGCGCCGCCGCUCUCAAUUCGACCGUGGAACUCGGCUUGCCGCCCUUGAGGAGUACGACUAUAAUACAGCCGCGCGCCAGCAGCCUUAUUACACGCCUCAGUAAGCUCCUGACAACCCCCGCGACCGUUCCUGGGGGUUGUGGGUGGUGUUGAUGUAGGUAUUAUCCCGGGUCGGUCCAUUUCGGCAAAGAAACUGUUACUAUUACAUACUAUGCUCCUAAAGACGUAAACUUUCAGGCACAAGGGGAAUUUUUCCUAUCAUGGCUCGGAAAUCCCCCAUAUGCUAUACUAUUCAUAGAGCAGUCUACCAAUGGCAUACAAACCUGCAUAGCGCCUCAUUUCCUACUGUCGACUAU
Durotheca rogersii is the source of this 2490-nucleotide messenger RNA. RefSeq names its product RNA recognition motif 2-domain-containing protein. The transcript is spliced from 12 exons. Gene Ontology annotation, molecular function: RNA binding. The record is from RefSeq and is a predicted model, not a curated record. NCBI's taxonomy places the organism in Eukaryota, Fungi, Ascomycota, Sordariomycetes, Xylariales, Xylariaceae. The coding region runs from base 79 to 2238 and encodes 719 amino acids.